ACCGCAGAGCCCAUUUUUUGGAUGGAGUGAACUGAAUUGCAGAGAUUGCUUUUGCGCACUUACACUCAACCGGUUCGUUCAUUCAACAUUCAGAAGAUGAACGACGCGGACUUUGCUUCUCUCAGUCAGGGCGUCUUCGUGAUUCCAUUUCAACCUGAAGCCGGUCCAUCUCGACCUUCGCCAUUACCUCGAAAGCUUCGAAAGGUGUACGAAGAUGAUUGUAAGAGGUGUUCGGAACUCCAGAAGACGUUCGAGAGGGAACGUGUGGAAGAUCAGAUAGAUGCAAUCAUCGGCUGGCUAGACCGUUGCGAUCAAGCCAGCAUCUUGGACUUUGGUGAUCAAAGACCACGGCUGAAGAUAGGUAUCAUUCAAAGCACCUCGACUGAUCUUUCCUCUACAUUACCAAUCGCUCUCGACAGCAGCUAUACAUUGCAUGGGAGAGAUGUGCCCGACUUGGCGUCUGCGAUUCAUGAAAUCGCAGCGGGCUUCUCAAAUGGAGCAAUCUCGUACAGCAAGUCCUCCGGUACAUCGGGCUUGGAUGAACUCGAGCGACAUGCUGGGCGCCAGGAGAAACCGUCCGCAGCCACACGCCUUUUGCACAUAUCUCAAGCACAAGCUAUGAACGCGAACGUUCUCUCUGACCUGCUCUACUGCUUGAGUCGACACCCGCGACUCCGUUUCAGAGUCCUCCUAUCCGCUCCAUCUCCAUCUCUGAUACUUUCAUCCCUUCGCCAUGCUGAUCCCACCGCCGUGGAUGUCACUGUCGUCCAUGCCAUCAUAUUGAAGAAGCGAGUGACUGCCGCGGAUGCUAUACUAAAACCCUUGAUGAGGGAACCACUCUCGUUACCUUUGAGCGCAGAGGUCCUCGAGGAAUUACGCGCUAAGGACGAUCAAGUUGGUGGGGGAAGCAGGUCAAUCUCAAGGGCUAUCAAGUGGCUGCUCCUGCGCUCUUCGUCGUCUUCUCGAUUGGAAGAAGUAGUUGAACAUGGCGGCAUGACAGCACUUCAAGCCAUAGUCAACGCGAGGAGAAGUGAUCUCAUGGAAGUGGAAGACAUGACACGGAAUAUCGUUGAGACUGAUGCAGCAGAGGCUCUCGAAGCCUCUCUGGAUCCUGCGCCUCGAAUUGCCUUGCUUAAAGCUCUAGCGGAAAGCGAGCCAUUCCUCAAGUUCACAGCCAGAGGAAACGGCGAUGUGAAUUUGAGCAUGGCCGUCAACGGCACUCCGGCAUCAACAACAGGCUCACAUCUUCGUAAACGGUCUCGUACUGAGGACUCAACUGUCAGCAUGCCUGAAGAGAGACAACAGCCGGUCACUGAAAGCGUUGGAGGAGAUCUGGCGGAAAUACAUACCCUAUUCCAGUUGUACGCCUCUGCGGGAAGGACAGUGAAUCUUUGGGAUUGGCUUCAAGGCUUUGAGGAGUCGACCAUCAAGACCGUUGACGAGGCAAAGUCGGCGCCUACAGCGGAUGGUACGACAAAUGCCGUAGAGAUAGAGAGUGCGCUAGAGCAGGAGCGUGAGAAAGCGGCGAUGGACGAUGGCGAUGAGAACGAGGACGAGAACAGCUCAGAAGAGAAGGAGAAAGAGGUGAUGGAUGAGACUGAACAAGAUCGACUGCAUUCUGUGUUUAUCCGUUUCUGCGAAGAAGCGAGGAUGAUGGGACUGCUUCGAGCCAGAGGAAAAGGGGUCAGUAGACGAGCCGACGAGGUGGUCAAAGGCGUUGGCUUUGUCUAGCAGUUGGAUGCAUGUGGGAGCAUCAGAGCG
Molecule: messenger RNA, 1761 nt
Organism: Kockovaella imperatae
Lineage: Eukaryota; Fungi; Basidiomycota; Tremellomycetes; Tremellales; Cuniculitremaceae
Exons: 11
Coding region: 97-1731 (544 amino acids)
Biological process (GO): DNA replication initiation; DNA replication
Cellular component (GO): nuclear pre-replicative complex; DNA replication preinitiation complex; nuclear origin of replication recognition complex
Molecular function (GO): DNA replication origin binding
Source: RefSeq, a predicted model, not a curated record